Beauveria bassiana ARSEF 2860 is the source of this 1371-nucleotide messenger RNA. Its product is annotated as RNA polymerase Rpb7-like domain-containing protein. The transcript has a single exon. Bases 1 to 1371 code for a protein of 456 amino acids. NCBI's taxonomy places the organism in Eukaryota, Fungi, Ascomycota, Sordariomycetes, Hypocreales, Cordycipitaceae. The record is from RefSeq and is a predicted model, not a curated record. Gene Ontology annotation, biological process: DNA-templated transcription initiation. Gene Ontology annotation, cellular component: RNA polymerase I complex.
AUGCCGGCCACGACGUCGCCGGAACCGGCCUCUUCAAAGGCUGAAAAAAAAUCCAAAAAGACUCACAAGUCAGAAAAAAAGCGAUCCCGUGACGAGGACGGCGCUGCCGACACCGAAGAGCGCAAGCAUAAAAAAUCAAAGAGUGUCUCUGCCGAUGCCAGCCAAGAGCACCACGAUGUUACUGGCAAGAAGGACAAGAAGAAGAAGAAGAGCAAGCACGAUGGCGAACAAGACGAAGAAAGUAGCGAGAAGAAAUCGAAAAAGAAGCACGGCGACGGCGACAAGAAAGCGCAACGCAGAAAGAAACACCACAAUAAGGACAGUGACGACGCCGACGCUAUAGAAACGAACGCCGAUGAUGCUCUAGCGCAAUUGCAACUGGAACGCGAAAACGCACAGCAGGCAGUCGAUGCAAUGGAUAUCGAUGAGCCUGCUAUCAACUCCAUAUCCGAUAUAUACCAACCUCCCGACAUCCCCGCCAAGCCGCAAUUCCCCUUUUUCUCGCAGACAGUCUCGCUAUACGAACCCAUAUACCCCAUUGGCUGGGCGCAACCCGUCACAAAUUGCGAGUUCCACUACCUGCGCCAUCUGCAGAACAAGUAUGUGCCCUCACUGCGCGGCGUUCUUCUGAACUACAAGAAUGUGACGCUUGGUGAUGAGCCUAGUCGCGAGGGUGCUGCCAGGAAUGACGAGGAAGUCACAACUCUCAAAUCGCAGCGAGAGUACGGUGUGGGAUUCGGCUGGAUUACCGCUGAUGUGGACCUAUUUGUGCCUAGCCGUGGCGCUUGGAUGGAAGGCAGUGUCAAUUUGCAGACCGAGGGCCACAUUGGCGUCGUAUGCUUUGGCAAGUUCAACGCCUCUAUCGAGGCUCGCCGUCUACCCCCGUCUUGGAAGUGGGUGUCCAACGAGGACCCAGAGGCCGAGGGCAUGGAGGAGACGGCAUCAAUUGUCGCGCCCGACGAGCACGGUGUCGUGCAUCAGAUUCACAGCACUGGCUUUUGGGUUGACGCUAACGGCGACAAAAUCAAAGGCAAGAUCCGCUUUCGAAUACGCAAUUUUGACGUCGGUGUGAGUGGUGAGACGACGUACCUGAGUCUCGAGGGCACCAUGCUCGACAAGGCUAGCGAGAAGACUCUUGUGCAGCAAGAGGCACACGCGCUCAAGAUGCGCCGCGAUACCACCAAGUCGAACCGUCGCGUCGAGCGCCGCCGUGCACCCGAAUUCAGCAUGACACGCUUCUUCUCGGAAGAAGAGAAGCAGGCGCACGAGGAGCGAGAAGCCAUGCGGGCGGCAGAGCGGGCUGCGGCCGCUGAGGCUGAUACUGCAGCAGCAGCCUCGUCUGAGGGAACAAAGAUCGUGUUUGGUGAGUAA